AGAGCUCAGCCUUUUGAUCAUUUGAUGCCUACUCUACUGGGGGCAAGCCGAGGAUAGGGAGAGUUCUGCCCACUGCCCAAGCACUCCUGCGUCGUCCUUCCACUGUUCCUGACUCCAGAGCGGCACGCGUUAUCUCUUUUUUUCCCCAUAUACCCCAGAGAUCGAGCCCAGCAGCCAGUGUAGCCCACCACACCGGAGAGAAAGAAACAUACGCAUGCCACCAACGCGAGGACCUCAGAAUCAGAAUCGCGGGCAGUACGUAUGGUACUACAGCUAAGUCAGCCGCAGCAGCAGCUGCAAAGGAGAGCAUGGAUAAGUUAAGUAGCUAGAGGAGGAGGAGUGGUGGUGGUGGUGCUGUGGCUCGCGAGAGAGACUAAGUUCGCUUCGUUGCCAAAAGCAUCGCGACACCAAGAAGCGGCCAUCGAUCCAUCCGUCUUAGCUUCGACCAUGGCACUAGUGGACGCGCUGUGCGCUGCCUCCAGCGUCGACGCCGCGCUCGUCUACGACACCUUCAACGCCUCCUCUUCCUCGGCCGCGGCCGCGGGCUUCCUCCUCUUCGACAAUGCGGCGGCCGCGGCAGCGGCUGCUUUCUCCGACGCCGGCAUUGUCAAUGCCAAUGCCGGCCCGUUCGCCGCGGGCGAGGAUGUGGAGGCGCCGGCGCCCGAGGAGAAACAGGCGCCGGCGCCGGCGAGGAGGAAGCGGCGGCGGCGGGCGAGGAGCUGCAAGUCGAGGGAGGAGAGCGAGUGCCAGCGGAUGACGCACAUCGCCGUGGAGCGCAACCGCCGGCGCCAGAUGAACGAGUACCUCGUCGUGCUCCGCUCGCUCAUGCCGGACUCCUACGUCCAGAGGGGUGACCAGGCGUCGAUCGUCGGAGGAGCGAUAGACUUCGUGAAGGAGCUGGAGCAGCAGCUGCAGUCCCUGGAAGCGCAGAAACGCACGCUGCUGGUCCACCAACAACACAAGGCCGCGAGACACGACGCGAUGCCGAUGCCGAUGCGCACCGACGGCAACGGGUGCGCCGUGGAGUCGUCGUCCACGAGCAACUGCAGCAGCAGCGUCACCACCGAGGAGCACCACGCCUCGUCCGAGCCGCCGUUCGCGGGGUUCUUCACGUACCCGCAGUACGUGUGGUGCCACGCUUCGCAGCAGCAGGCGGCGGGCGACUCCUCCAGCGGGACGAUGAUGCUCUCGGCGGCGGAGGAUCAGGGCGGCCGCGCCGGGGUGGCCGACGUCGAGGUGAGCCUGGUGGAGACGCACGCCAGCGUCCGGGUCAUGGCGCCGCGCCGGCCCGGGCAGCUGCUCAGGAUGGUCGCCGCGCUGCAGGCGCUCCGGCUCGCCGUGCUCCACCUCAACGUCGUCUCCGCGCUCGACUCGCUCGUCCUCUACUCCCUCAGCGUCAAGGUGGAGGAGGGGUGUGGCCUGACGACGGCGGACGACAUUGCAGCGGCGGUGCAUCAUGUGCUCUGCUUCAUCCACGCCGAGGCGGCGGCGUCGCAAGAGCUGCUGGUGGCCUCGCAGUAACAGGCCAUGGUGAUCAACGCCGACACGCCGGCCGGGCACAGGAACGAGCUACGUAUAAGGACUGAGCUAGCUAGUGUAUGCCAUGCCAUAAUUAUAAGGAUUUAAGGGUGAUGAUGGGUGUAGUCCGUGGGAUGAAUCUCGACUGAUUCUAGAUGUUGCUGUAGUGGUGGUGGUACCUCUAUGUUUACCCAGCCGGGUUUUUUCUUCUUCUUCCUCUCGUGCAAUCCAGUGAGAUGUGCCGGUGUAAUGCAACUGUGGAACCGUGGAUUUAACUGCGACUCUGCAAUGUUAAUAUGUCAUGGCCGUGUUAUGCCUUCGA
Molecule: messenger RNA, 1840 nt
Organism: Brachypodium distachyon (stiff brome)
Lineage: Eukaryota; Viridiplantae; Streptophyta; Magnoliopsida; Poales; Poaceae
Product: transcription factor bHLH96
Exons: 3
Coding region: 448-1521 (357 amino acids)
Biological process (GO): regulation of transcription by RNA polymerase II
Molecular function (GO): protein dimerization activity; RNA polymerase II cis-regulatory region sequence-specific DNA binding; DNA-binding transcription factor activity, RNA polymerase II-specific
Source: RefSeq, a predicted model, not a curated record